Molecule: messenger RNA, 748 nt
Organism: Juglans microcarpa x Juglans regia
Lineage: Eukaryota; Viridiplantae; Streptophyta; Magnoliopsida; Fagales; Juglandaceae
Product: probable histone H2A.4
Exons: 2
Coding region: 139-576 (145 amino acids)
Cellular component (GO): nucleosome
Molecular function (GO): structural constituent of chromatin; DNA binding; protein heterodimerization activity
Source: RefSeq, a predicted model, not a curated record
ACUACCCCCUCAUCUUACUCCACCUUGUCCCCAUUUCUGCUAAUCUGCCCUAAGCCAAGAAAUUCGUUCGUUCAAGUCUGAUCUUGUUGCAGUCGACGUGCUCGGUCGGCCGUCCGGCGUCUUUUUUGAUAGGGUUCGAUGGAGAAGAAGGGUGCGGGAGGAAGAAGAGGCGGUGGUGGCCCCAAAAAGAAGCCGGUUUCCCGGUCCGUCAAAGCCGGUUUGCAGUUCCCGGUCGGGAGGAUUGGUCGAUACUUGAAGAAAGGAAGGUACUCGCAGCGUGUUGGGACAGGUGCUCCUGUUUACAUGGCUGCCGUGCUCGAAUACCUAGCUGCCGAGGUCUUGGAGUUGGCUGGAAAUGCGGCUCGUGAUAACAAGAAGAACAGAAUAAUCCCAAGGCAUGUUUUGCUGGCCGUUAGGAAUGAUGAGGAGCUUGGAAAGUUACUUGCUGGUGUUACCAUUGCUCAUGGCGGUGUCCUUCCCAACAUCAAUCCUGUUCUCUUGCCUAAGAAGAACGACAAGGCUCCCAAAGAGCCCAAGUCUCCCUCCAAGGCCACCAAGUCCCCAAAGAAGGCGUAGCUUUACUCUAGUCAAAUUAGACGCUUCUUUUUCCAUUUGUAUGUAAUAUGGAUUAGAUCCAAUCAUGUUCUCUGUUGCUUGUGCAGUUGAAAACUGAUUUCUAAAGCACUUUCGAUGUCUCUGCUAGUCUUUCCUCUUGCAAUUAAUGGAUGGAUGAAACUACUUGUUUCCA